AUGGAUUUGGAGGAUAGUGGGGGUGACAUUCCUUUUGAUGACUCUGAUUAUAAGCCAGUGGAAGAAGGUUAUCAUGGGGUGAGGGAAUUUGUUGUGAGUUUGCAGAGCUUAUCAAAUCUGAUGAGCUUGGAAUACCUGUCUCUUGACGGAGUGAACAUCUCUGUAAGCAAAGAGUGGGGUGGAGCUGUUGGCAGUCUGUCCAACCUUCAACAACUCAGCAUGUCUGAAUGUGGGCUUGGAGGACCAAUUCCCAAUUCCCUUCUCAACCUCACCUCUCUCCUUCAUCUCGAUCUCUCACACAACUAUUUGUCAGCACUAAUACCAGCUUGGUUUGAAAAUGUGAGUGCCCACUUGCUCUCACUUGAUCUCUCUUUAAAUGAGAAUCUUGGAGGAGACGUUUCUUUCAUUGGACAACAAAAGUCUUCGUCACUAACCAGCAUUGAUCUCUCAGAGACAGACAUUAAGGGCCGAAUUCCAUCUGGUAUAUGGAAUAUCUCAUCCUUGAAGCAUCUUCGUCUGUCAGCUACCAGAAUUGAAGGUGAGAUCCCAUCUGCCAUAGGGUAUUUGUUGUCAUUGCAAGGUUUUGAUCUAUCAGGUACCAAAAUCAAAGGUGAAAUUCCAUUUGCGAUAUGGAAUAUGUCGUCUUUGGAGGAUCUUUCUCUCGACGAUACCAGAAUUGAAGGUGAAAUUCCAUUUGCCAUAGGGAAUAUGUUGUCCUUGCAAAGCCUUUCACUGGCGAAUAUCAGAAUUCAAGGUGAGAUUCCAUUUGCUAUAGGCAAUGUGUCGUCCUUGAAGUGGCUUCUUCUGUCUAAUACUGGAAUUGAAGGGUCAUUGCCAUCUAGACUAACAUUACCCAAGUCUUUUGAAUCUCUAGAUUUGCACAAUAAUAGCUUGGAAGGUGCUCUUCCUCUCCCUCUUGCUGGUGCUGAUCUCCUGGAUCUGUCGAUGAAUCUUCUUAAUGGUUCUAUUCCUACUGACAUUGGUGCAUAUCUUCAAAAUACAGAGUUCUUAUCCUUGUCGAGGAAUAAUCUCAGUGGAGUGAUUCCAGACUCAAUUUGCACUUCAGAUUUGCAGAUUCUUGACCUUUCAAAAAAUAUGCUAAGCGGUAUGAUUCCUCCUCAUUUCACAAGGAAUUGUUCAUCUCUAUGUGUUCUAGAUUUGGCAGAAAAUCAUCUAAAAGGUAAAAUGCCAGCAAAAUUGGGAAACCUGAAAGAGAUUCAUACAUUGAAGCUCAAUGGUAAUCAUUUGAGAGGACAUAUUCCCUCGUCCAUUUCAAAAUGCCAAUCUCUGCAAGUAUUGGAUUUGGGAAAUAAUGAUCUGGAAUGCACCCUUCCCUACUGGAUUGGAAAGCUAUCACAACUGCACGUGUUGGUGUUAAGGUCCAAUCAUUUGCAUGGCAGUAUCCCACGCCGGGUAAUUGGCCUUCCAAAUCUUCAAAUUCUGGACCUUUCUCGGAACUACUUUUCAGGACCUAUCCCGAGAAACCUUCCAAACCUGCUUGCAAUGGUCAAUGCAUCACAGGAUAAUUCAAACCAUCUCGAAGAAUACAGUUCAACUAGUGCUACGUAUACAAAUCAGAUUACAAUUUCCUGGAAAGGUUCGGAUGUUGAAUUUGUUAAAGUUCUUUUCAUUCUUAAGUGUAUUGAUCUUUCAAACAACAACUUAUCUGGGAGCAUUCCUCCCAAAAUGGGAUCCCUUCAAGGCUUGAUAGCCCUUAAUCUUUCAAGGAAUCAUCUCAGUGGACAAAUCCCAAAAACAUUGGGACGCAUGGAUCAGCUAGAAUCUCUGGAACUCUCGCUAAACAGGCUGAAUGGCAGCAUUCCAUUAGAACUUCAGUUGUUGAGUUAUUUGCAGUUCUUGAAUCUAUCCUACAAUAUGCUUGAUUGA
Messenger RNA from Cryptomeria japonica (Japanese cedar), 1887 nucleotides. Its product is annotated as LRR receptor-like serine/threonine-protein kinase GSO1. The coding region runs from base 1 to 1887 and encodes 628 amino acids. The transcript has 3 exons. Gene Ontology annotation, molecular function: protein binding. The record is from RefSeq and is a predicted model, not a curated record. NCBI's taxonomy places the organism in Eukaryota, Viridiplantae, Streptophyta, Pinopsida, Cupressales, Cupressaceae.